Molecule: messenger RNA, 1188 nt
Organism: Aspergillus chevalieri
Lineage: Eukaryota; Fungi; Ascomycota; Eurotiomycetes; Eurotiales; Aspergillaceae
Product: DUF292 domain protein
Exons: 2
Coding region: 1-1188 (395 amino acids)
Biological process (GO): protein transport
Source: RefSeq, a predicted model, not a curated record
AUGCCUCCAUCCGUGCAGACGACAAAACUAAUCUCCUCCCUCCGCCUCGUAAUCCCGCGCCUACGCCUCCUCCAGAAAAAAGACACCGCCUCCUCGAAAGUCCAGCGCCGCGAACUCGCCCAACUACUCGAAGAAGGCCGCGAUGCCUCCGCGCGCAUCCGCGUCGAGAAUGUCAUCUCCACAGAUACAGCCGUCGAGGUGAUGGAGAUGGUGGAGCUGUAUUGUGAACUGUUGCUGGCGAGGGCGAAUGUGUUGGAUCAGGUUGCGUUUGGGGAGAAGGGGGUUAGGGCGAGGAGUCGGGCCAGGGAGGAGAAGGCUAGGAGUGAGGUGGGGAAGAGGCAGGGUGUUGGGACUGGGGCUGGGGCUGCGCCAAAGGAUAUUAAGGGUGGUGAUAGUGGUUCGAGUUCGAGGUCUCUAUUUGGAUUCCCGUUCUUUGGUGGUGGGCAGCAGAAACAGAAAUCCGAAGAUGCGCAGUCCAGCCUAGAAUCCACCAAAGACGAAGACCUCAGCCCGGAGGAACUAUGUUACAUCGAUCCCGCCCUCGACGAAGCCGCUGCAGUCGUCUUCUACGCCUGGCCUCGCUUCCCGCAUGAUGUCCGCGAACUCACCAUCGUUCGGACCAUGCUCGCAGACCGCUACGGAAAGGACUUUAUGUCGCUAGCGCAGGAGAACAAAGUAGAGCAUGUGAAAGUACCGGAACGAGUCGCGAAGAGUUUACGGGUGCGGCCACCGACACAGGAUCUGGUCGAGAGCUAUCUGAAGGAGAUUGCAAAGGCAUAUGGUAUUUCAUGGGGCGAAGAGCAGCAACAGGAAGAUCUGGGGAGUGCACCCGAGUUCGUGGAUGACCGCCCGUCGACACCACACGACCAACAACAAGACGGAGGAAACGGAGACAACCCCGAAGAAAGAACAAGACGCGCCUCUGAGGCCAAUGAAUUGAGCAAAGCUACCCCGCCACGACGGCCCGUCCAGUCCGGGAAAAGUCCCGUCAGCGUUGCGCCUCCAGGUCCUAGGACUGAUAACCUUCAUCCCCGUGUCAAAGUGCCAGACCCUUCAUCCUCGGGGGAUUCUAACAAUACGGCGAAUAAGAGUACACCAGACACUAGUAGCGCGGAGAAAGAUCCCAAUCGUAUACCUGAGGUGGAUGAGUUGAGUCGUCGGUUUGCGGACUUGAGGCGAAAACCUUAA